This is a messenger RNA of Oikopleura dioica, 753 nucleotides long. The record is from the annotation of a GenBank genome assembly. Lineage: Eukaryota; Metazoa; Chordata; Appendicularia; Copelata; Oikopleuridae.
AUGGUCAUUUCUGAAAAUCGAGAGCACCGAUCACCCGCCAAGCUGGAGAAUUCUACUGUCUACAUGAGCACGAACUUUGCGACCAUCAACACGUUAAUCAGCACACCGGUGCAAGUCACGGCAACAUCUGUUCAACAAGCGGCUCUCGUUCACCAGCGAGCCUCGCCGCCCUCCGUUCAACAGGCUGCAGCAGCUCAGCAAGCCGCCGUUGCGCAGCAAGCAGCAGUACAGAAGGGAGCCACGGGAGCCACACUCGUCGAUACCAUGAAAGCUCGAACUGAUCAAAUUCUCACGGAGAACUAUCACCUCAAACGCGAGGUUGCUAUUCACCGUGAACGACUCGUUCGAUUGGCCCAGGAGAUCAAAGACAAAGACACCUUCAUGGGCGAGCAGCGCUCACAGAUUCAAAACCUCAGAUCCAAUCUUGGAACUAUUGAGGCCAUGUGGCUGAAAGACAACGAAGACAAGAAGCUGAUGCGAGAAGAGACUGAACGACUUCGUAGUCAGGUCCUCCUCUUCGAAAAGCAGAUUCGCGACGCACAAUGCGGAAGCUGCAAGGGGUGCAACAGAUUGUACCCAGUGCAAGAUGGCAAAACAUUCAAGAACUGCGGCCAUCGAGUUUGCAACAGUUGCGCUGAUUGCUUCGCGAGUAAGCCUCGAAAAGAGCGCAAAUGCCCAGCCUGCUCCGCUUGGAUUCACAAAGACGACUUCAUUGCUAUCAAUCAAUUCGAAACUCAACAGAUAAAGAACUAA